UUCAAUCACGUAACAGCACAGUCAAACGGCGAGGGCGAUGGAAUUUUGGGCUCUGUCGCUUUCCGUACUGGUGUUACAUCUAAAUCCUUCCUCCCCGUUUGACCCUUCUUCAUUCCUGACGCCGCCGCAUGUUAGCAAGAUGAGCGGAGCCGGUGCGAAAAAGAGCCCUUCGACCGGAGUUAUGGGCUGGAUCAGCUCCACGUGUCGUUUUGUAACGGACAGAAACGAUUUUAAAAGGAAUCUUCUUGUCAACUUAGGCUUGUUUGCUGCUGGUGUUUGGGUGGCGAGAAACCUUUCAGAUUUUGACCUGAUGUCUCCUCAGCCUGUGACAUAGCGCGGCUCCACGGCGUCAGAAUGAUGGCCUGUUGGACCAACAAAGAAGAAAAAAAAUGUAAAAGAACAACAAAUGUUCAUAAAAAGUUGUAGUAAAUACUUAAAUGUUUGAA
Molecule: messenger RNA, 446 nt
Organism: Oryzias melastigma (Indian medaka)
Lineage: Eukaryota; Metazoa; Chordata; Actinopteri; Beloniformes; Adrianichthyidae
Gene: tomm6
Product: translocase of outer mitochondrial membrane 6 homolog (yeast)
Exons: 3
Coding region: 38-334 (98 amino acids)
Cellular component (GO): mitochondrial outer membrane translocase complex
Source: RefSeq, a predicted model, not a curated record